This is a messenger RNA of Rhizoctonia solani, 249 nucleotides long. RefSeq lists its product as uncharacterized. The record is from RefSeq and is a predicted model, not a curated record. The transcript has 2 exons. The coding region runs from base 1 to 249 and encodes 82 amino acids. Lineage: Eukaryota; Fungi; Basidiomycota; Agaricomycetes; Cantharellales; Ceratobasidiaceae.
AUGGGCCGCUCCAACGCUCUUACAGCUCAAGCACCAAUGCUAAAGCCGUCCGGCCGAUGUGUGGAUCGUUGGUUGGCAUAUUGGGCAAUGAGCAACAGGCCUCAUCCGGCUGGGUCUGCAUCGCCAGAGACCACUCCCGCGAACGGCGCCUCCCAAAGUGCUGAGGCUGGCCGCCAGUUGAAUACACCACUUCUAGGAACCCUACGAGGAAUGGCAGGUCUUCAUCAAGGGGUUGUAGCCACUGACUAA